UUUGAUAUUACACACACGCUAAACACCGUCGUAUUCGAGAGUCAGAGAAUUUGUAUCAGACUGUCUCUCUCAGACUCCGCCAUUUUGAGCUAUUUCCGGCGAUGGAAAGCUCCGGCUCUCCGGCACCUCGGACUCAAAAGCCACGCGAUUUCGGAAAGUCCGAGUACGGGUGCAACCAUUAUCGGAGACGGUGCAGGAUUCGAGCCCCUUGCUGCGAUCAGAUCUUCCCCUGUAGGCAUUGCCACAACGAAGCCGCCAGCUCUCUGAGCAACCCGAAGGAUCGCCAUGAAAUUGUGAGACAGGAUGUGAAGCAAGUUGUGUGCUCCAUUUGCGAUACCGAGCAAGAGGUUGCUCAGCUUUGUGCAAACUGUGGUGUUAGCAUGGGAGAGUAUUUCUGCGACAUUUGCAAGUUCUUUGAUGAUGAUACCAACAAAGGACAAUUUCAUUGCAACGAGUGCGGAAUUUGUAGAGUCGGUGGUCGCGACAACUUCUUCCAUUGUCAGAAGUGUGGGUCUUGCUAUGGAGUGGAUCUACGCGAUAAUCACUUAUGUGUAGAAAAUUCCAUGAAGAACCACUGCCCUGUCUGUUAUGAGUAUCUCUUUGACUCGGUUAAAGGCACAUCGAUAAUGAACUGUGGGCACACAAUGCAUACGGAUUGCUUUAUUGAGAUGCACUCACAGAAUCAGUAUCGUUGCCCCCUUUGCUCCAAGACAUUGCUCAACAUGACUCGUUUCUGGAAUAUGUUGGAUGAGGAGAUUGCAGCUACUCCCAUGCCUGAGGAGUACCAGUACGAGGUUACUAUCCUCUGCAAUGACUGUGUCAAAACAUGCAAUGUGUCUUUUCACAUUCUUGGGCUCAAGUGCACCAAUUGCAGUUCAUAUAACACCCGCAGAAUUUCAGGUGGUGUUCAAUAUUGACAUUCCAUUGGUGGUGUUCAAUAUUGACAUUCCAUUGGUUACAAAAGUUAGUGAACACAGGCUGUGCAGUUUUCUUUUGACGCUUUUGACUAUGCUUGUGUUGUUUUGUCUAGGAUAGUCCCCAUGUUCCUCCUCUUGUUGUUGUAUGCUGAUUAUAUCAAAGAAUCACAGCUACUAGUUGUCAUGGUUCAUCAUCAUAUCAAAUCUUUGAUUCAUUGUUGAGGUGUCA
Rosa chinensis is the source of this 1146-nucleotide messenger RNA. Its product is annotated as E3 ubiquitin-protein ligase MIEL1. The coding region runs from base 102 to 917 and encodes 271 amino acids. The record is from RefSeq and is a predicted model, not a curated record. The transcript is spliced from 12 exons. Gene Ontology annotation, cellular component: nucleus. Gene Ontology annotation, molecular function: ubiquitin protein ligase activity; zinc ion binding. Lineage: Eukaryota; Viridiplantae; Streptophyta; Magnoliopsida; Rosales; Rosaceae. Gene Ontology annotation, biological process: protein ubiquitination; ubiquitin-dependent protein catabolic process.